Messenger RNA from Solanum dulcamara, 867 nucleotides. RefSeq lists its product as uncharacterized. Lineage: Eukaryota; Viridiplantae; Streptophyta; Magnoliopsida; Solanales; Solanaceae. The record is from RefSeq and is a predicted model, not a curated record. Bases 225 to 680 code for a protein of 151 amino acids. The transcript has a single exon.
CCCAAUCCUUUUCGAACCCCUUUUUAUAUUCCUAUUUCAUGCCAAUCUGUUCCAACGAACAAAUUAUAAAUACUCCCACCAAUAUUAGUCUCUUCAUUCAUUAAAGCUUUAAAUUGUUUUCUCCCCACUUGUUUAUUUUCUUCCUAUCAGUCUUGUUUUCUUGCGUAUUUGUAUAUAUCCGACAAUAAUAGACAGUUCGAACUCCCUGAUAUAAAAGUUUGAAAAUGAGCACAAAAAAGGGUAGCAAAGAGAGCAGAAUUAAAAAGUGCAUAAAAGCACCAAUUAGAGUUUUAAUUAAAGCCAGGGACUGUUACGUCCAUAGCCUAAUGGAUUGUUCUGGAAAAAUUGGGUAUGGCAGUGUGAUGGGGGUUCCACAAAUCUCUGCUUUGCCUAGAAGUUUCAGUGUCAAUUCAUCUAUAUCAAGCAGGGACGAAGAUUUCAGGGAGCUAGUGAGAAUUGCUUCCAGAAAAAGUCUUGUUAACAAAAUGGAAACAGAGCUUCUGAGGCAAAAAUCAAUUGCUAAAAAUGUUGAUCUGGUGCCUCGGAGUCGCUCUGUUGGAAUUGGAAGAAUCGAUGAAGAUAAGCCGUGUGAUUUUGGUGAAGAGGUGAAAGUGAAUACAGAUGUGUUUACAAGAAGUAGAAGCUGCGCUGUUUCUUCUAGAAAAACAGGGGUGUUCUGAAACAGAGUACUCCUCAAGGGAAGGUAAAAUUGGAAGAAGGAAACAAGGCUAGCCUAUUUUUAAUUAUCUGCUUGACUGUUUCUUCGAGUGUUUUUGUUAUAUGGUUGCUCUUUCACUGUUGUAAUAUGUUUGUUGCAUAUACAUGUUCACUUUGCUCUCAAUUCUCUGUGUAUAAUGAUGGGUUGAU